Molecule: messenger RNA, 1226 nt
Organism: Vigna angularis (adzuki bean)
Lineage: Eukaryota; Viridiplantae; Streptophyta; Magnoliopsida; Fabales; Fabaceae
Product: phosphoglucan phosphatase LSF2, chloroplastic
Exons: 4
Coding region: 26-883 (285 amino acids)
Biological process (GO): starch catabolic process; protein dephosphorylation
Cellular component (GO): chloroplast
Molecular function (GO): protein tyrosine/serine/threonine phosphatase activity; carbohydrate phosphatase activity; starch binding
Source: RefSeq, a predicted model, not a curated record
UUCUGACACGGAGAAAGGGAGAGAGAUGGGAAUGGUUGGUAAUAAUUGGUUCCCUUCGGUGCUCAAAGUUCCUUUGGGUAGGCAACUACAGAACAAAACAUUAUGGCGAUGUAUAGUUCCUCCUUAUCUUAACUACCCUACAAGGCUCACUCCAAUAUCUUGUAAACUCCCAGAAAGUGGGACUGAGGACAACCCCACCUUCACAGGCAAGAGGCUUCACAAGAACAAGGACAGGAUGGAGGACUACAACGUCGCUAUGAAGAGAAUGAUGAGGAACCCUUAUGAGUAUCACCAUGAUCUCGGUAUGAAUUAUACUUUUAUAACGGACUACUUGAUUGUGGGCUCUCAACCACAGAAACCGGAAGACAUAGAUCACCUAAAAAAAGAAGAGGGUGUGACAUACAUUCUAAAUUUGCAACAGGACAAGGAUGUUGAUUACUGGGGAAUAGAUUUACAGUCAAUAAUAAGAAGGUGUCACGAACUUGAAAUUGGCCACAUUAGGAGACCGGCAAAAGACUUUGAUCCAGGGUCCUUGCGAAGUGAACUACCUAAAGCAGUUGCAUCCUUAGAAUGGGCAAUUUCUCAGGGGAAAGGAAGAGUUUAUGUACACUGUACUGCAGGGCUUGGAAGAGCUCCAGCGGUGGCAAUUGCUUAUUUGUUCUGGUUUUGUCGCAUGAAUCUAAAUGAAGCUUAUGAUAUGCUAACUUCAAAGAGACCUUGUGGACCAAAUAAAACAGCAAUACGUGGAGCUACUUAUGAUUUGUCUAAGAAUGAUCCAUUCAAGGAGCCAUUUGAGAAUCUUCCAGAAUAUGCAUUUGAGGAUAUAGCAGACUGGGAAAGAAACUUGAUCCAAGAUCGUGUUCGCUCCCUUCGUAAUACUUGACAACUUAGGCAAGUGUUUCUGACUUUCUGCUAUGAAAAAGAUUGUAUUAUUAUGUUUCUCAGAAUCUGCAUUGCAUAUAUCACCCCAUAUUGAGAUGCAAUGUUGUAUCUGUCAUGAAGAGUAUCUGAUAUUCCUACACAGAUUGGCACCCUUCCUGGGAUGGUGUCAUGAUAUUUUUUCAAGCAUAUUCAUACUGAUAUUGGCAUAUAUAGCCAAUAACGUGUAUGAAAUAUUCAGUUUAGUAUAGAGUGGUAAAACAAUUCUGCGAAUAAUGCACACCAUAAUUGUAAACUUCUUCAUAAUAUCUGAGAAUGAAAAGUGCUCAAUACUUCUUUUUCUACUA